CCUAAAAAACAAGCAUGAAGUAAAACAGAUUGCAACUGAUGCUCGCUUAAGAAUGAAAUGUGAGGAUGAACAGACGAUUUCUUUAACAGGUUUGCACAGCAAAGUUAAUCAAACAAGCAUAAUUCUCAAAGAGCUCAUUAACGAGUUUACUGAAGAAGAGAAAAGACUUCAACAACUGAAAUACUUGUCAGAAAAUGUUCAAUGGAAUUUCUAUGAUGUACAUAAUAAUGUUAUACUUUACAAUAAAGAAUUGAGCAGUAUACUUGAAAUUGCUCACAUGAAUGGUGAACAAACUACAGAGUUUACAGAAUCAGAUGGACAAGUUUUCAAUGUCGAUUUUGCACAAAUGGAAGCUAUCAAUAGAAGAACGGGUGAAAAAAAGACAUUGUUGAGGAAGAUGAUGGCGGAUGUUUCACUGCCAUCAAAUUGGUCACCGCCACGUACACCAAAUCAAGUUGUUCAUCUUGCCAGAGUAAUACAAUCCUCUCCUGAAUACAUGGAGGUAAAAAACUAUUUCGUAGCUCAUGGAGGAAGAGCUGAUCAAAUCGACAUGAUUGAAAGGAUACAGAACCCCGGUCUUUAUUGUCUGUACCAGUCCUUCAAGAAGAAGAUGCAUGGUGCUGUAAAUGAAAUGCGUCUUUUUCACGGCACUAAUCCGAACAAUGUUCUACCAAUAUACACAAAUAACUUCAGCCGUAGCUUUGCUGGAUUAAAUGGAGUAUUGUAUGGAAACGGAGUGUAUUUUGCAAGAGAUGCAUCAUAUUCUCUCAGGUACUCCCUUGAUCAGUGUUCUGGAUCACGAGCAAAGAUGUUCAUCGCCAAAGUUCUUGUUGGAAGUUACACAUUGGGUCAAAAAGGACUAAAGGCACCGCCAUCGAGAAAUGAUCCCAGUAAUCCAGGUCUACUUUAUGAUUCUGUAGUGGAUAAUCAGGGAAACCCAACUAUAUUCGUCAUUUUCCAAGAUAACCAGUGCUAUCCCGAGUAUCUUAUAACAUUAAAUAAACAAUAG
Molecule: messenger RNA, 1009 nt
Organism: Xenia sp. Carnegie-2017
Lineage: Eukaryota; Metazoa; Cnidaria; Anthozoa; Malacalcyonacea; Xeniidae
Product: protein mono-ADP-ribosyltransferase PARP14-like
Exons: 3
Coding region: 53-1009 (318 amino acids)
Biological process (GO): negative regulation of gene expression
Cellular component (GO): nucleus; cytoplasm
Molecular function (GO): NAD+ poly-ADP-ribosyltransferase activity; transcription corepressor activity
Source: RefSeq, a predicted model, not a curated record